CAGAAGCUCCGCGGCGCCGCCCGGGACCGAACCUCCCGGUGACCGUGAGCGGACCAUGGAGUCCGGAGAGCCGCAGUGAACCUCCCGCAGGGCCGCAGAGAGGAGCAGCUAGCGGCGGUCCGAUGGACGGGUCCCGACAGAGCUUCCUGCUCAGCCCGCCGCCGCUGGCCGCCCUGACCAGCAUGACCGAGAUGAAGACGCCGCUGUACCCGGCCUACCCGCUGCCCUCCGGCGGGCCCAACUGCUCCACGUCCCCGGCCACCACGUCGCCCAACCCGGGCGGCAUGGCGGGCUCCUCGCCGGGCAUCAAGAGCUCUUCGGGGCUGUCGUCGGGGCUCGGCUCCCCGCAGCAGUGCUCCUCGGCCACCCCGCACGGGAUUAACGACAUCCUCAACCGGCCUACGGCGUCCGCCGCCGCCGCCGCCGCCGCUUCCUCCUCGGCGGGCCUCCUGAGCGGGCUGCCCCGCUUCAGCAGCCUCAGCCCGCCGCCGCCUCCCGGACUCUACUUCAGCCCGGGCGCCGCGGCGGUGGCGGCGGUGGCCCGGUACCCGAAGCCCCUGGCGGAGCUGCCGGGCCGGACGCCGAUCUUCUGGCCCGGAGUGAUGCAAAGUCCGCACUGGAGGGACGCCCGGUUCGCCUGCUCGCCCCACCAGGGCUCGGUGCUGCUGGACAAGGACGGGAAGAGGAAGCACACCAGACCCACCUUCUCCGGACAGCAGAUCUUUGCGCUGGAAAAAACUUUCGAACAAACCAAAUAUCUGGCGGGACCCGAGAGGGCGAGAUUGGCCUACAGCCUGGGCAUGACGGAGAGCCAGGUCAAGGUUUGGUUCCAGAACCGGAGGACCAAGUGGAGGAAGAAGCACGCGGCGGAGAUGGCCUCGGCCAAGAAGAAGCAGGACUCGGAGACGGAGCGGCUCAAAGGUUCGGACGCGGAGGACGAGGACGACGACUACAACAAACCUCUGGACCCAAACUCUGACGACGAGAAGAUCACGCAGCUGCUGAAGAAACACAAACCGGGAGCGCUGCUGCUGCACUCGGAGACCGACAGCUCCUAACGGACCCUGGCACCGGCUCGGCCCGUUACCGGAGCACCGGACGCUGCUGACUGUAAAUAGAACCGUGAGUUUGUUCCGAUAGAAAUUAUCUGCUGUGAAUAAUUUAUGUGUAAAAAAAACAACAAACAGUUUUGUACAGAUUCACUCAGUUUAUCUGGACCCGGACCCUGAACGCACCACGCACACGCACACGCACACACCUUUUUAUUUAUAUGGUUAAGUUGUGAGUUGCGCCUGCGCACUUGUACCCCGCAGGUUCCUGUAAUGCACUUUUAUUUAAUAAAACCGUUUCCUUCUUGUUUCCACGAA
Messenger RNA from Amphiprion ocellaris (clown anemonefish), 1367 nucleotides. RefSeq names its product NK6 homeobox 1 (gene nkx6-1). NCBI's taxonomy places the organism in Eukaryota, Metazoa, Chordata, Actinopteri, Pomacentridae. The record is from RefSeq and is a predicted model, not a curated record. Gene Ontology annotation, biological process: cell differentiation; regulation of transcription by RNA polymerase II. Gene Ontology annotation, cellular component: nucleus. Gene Ontology annotation, molecular function: DNA-binding transcription factor activity, RNA polymerase II-specific; RNA polymerase II cis-regulatory region sequence-specific DNA binding. The transcript has 3 exons. Bases 123 to 1058 code for a protein of 311 amino acids.